Molecule: messenger RNA, 1142 nt
Organism: Monopterus albus (swamp eel)
Lineage: Eukaryota; Metazoa; Chordata; Actinopteri; Synbranchiformes; Synbranchidae
Gene: atp6v1g1
Product: ATPase H+ transporting V1 subunit G1
Exons: 3
Coding region: 144-500 (118 amino acids)
Biological process (GO): synaptic vesicle lumen acidification
Cellular component (GO): synaptic vesicle membrane; vacuolar proton-transporting V-type ATPase, V1 domain; vacuolar proton-transporting V-type ATPase complex
Molecular function (GO): ATP hydrolysis activity; proton-transporting ATPase activity, rotational mechanism
Source: RefSeq, a predicted model, not a curated record
GUGACCGUCCGGCGCGUCACGCGCCAUCAGCUGACUGCGGUCAUCAGAGGAAGAAGUCAAAUCGUUCGUCGACCUUGUUUCGGUGAUUUCCUCCGCUGCUUGCAUUGCUUCGGCGUCGCUCCGCGCUGUUUUCCUGACCCAGUAUGGCGAGCCAGUCGCAGGGCAUCCAGCAGCUGCUCCAGGCCGAGAAGAGAGCGGCCGAGAAGGUGGCCGAAGCCCGCAAACGUAAGAACCGCCGUCUGAAGCAGGCGAAGGAAGAAGCCCAGGCCGAGAUCGAACAGUACCGGCUGCAGAGAGAGAAAGAGUUUAAGACCAAAGAGGCCGCAGCUCUUGGUUCCCAUGGUAACAGUGCGGUGGAGGUGGACCGUGACACAUCUGACCGGAUGGUGCGUAUCCAGGACAGUUACCGUGGUAACCGGGAGACUGUGCUUGGCGAGUUGCUGCGACGUGUCUGUGACAUCCAGCCAGAGUUUCAUGCUAACUACCGCGUGGCUGGGUGAAGGGGCGGGACUACAAGCUACCAGGGGCGUGAUCAAUACCAUAGGGGGCGGGGCAAACAGAUUAAACAUGGAUAUUUGCAACAUUAGUUUUGGUCACAGCUGAAACCUUUUUAGUGCAAUGUAUUUUAGUUUGUGAUUCAAAAAUUGAUAUUUUAUUUUGAAGGUGCAGUGUUCAUUUCUUCCUGUUUUCCUGCUUUGCACGAAGAUGAGCAUAAUUAAAUGUUGGUGUUUCUGUGUAGAUUUAUUUAUUUAUACACACCAACGGGUAAAGGUUUGGGUACAUUUUCAUAUUGAUUGUGUCCAAACUUUUGCUUUGUUAAACUUUGUUUUUGUUAACUUUUCUGACUCAAACAUGGUGUGUUUUUCUUCACUGCCUGUCUGUUGAUGAGAAAAUCAGGUGUCGGUUUAUAGAAAGGUAAAACUAAAUGAGAGAUUGGCUGUGUUUCUUUUAAGUCUCCUCCAAUGAGAAGUCAGGACUUCUUUCUGCUCUCUAACCUGAUUGGUGGGAAGAUGUGGAAAGGCCCUUAUUGUGAAACUGUUGUAUAGUUCUACAGUCUUUUCCUUUUGUGACCGUGUGACUUCCUGGUGAUGUUUGUGAGGUGGUGGUGAUAAAAUAUUAAACUAAAUGUUGAUUGGCUGAAA